Molecule: messenger RNA, 3930 nt
Organism: Adelges cooleyi (spruce gall adelgid)
Lineage: Eukaryota; Metazoa; Arthropoda; Insecta; Hemiptera; Adelgidae
Exons: 5
Coding region: 345-2786 (813 amino acids)
Source: RefSeq, a predicted model, not a curated record
GAGCGAUCAGUCCUACCGUGUCCGGUUCGAUGGUUGCACGUGACGCUCUUCGAAUGAUGAUAGAAACGCGCGCCAUAAACCGUAAUUAGUAUAAAAUAUAAUACUUAAAGUAUAGUUAAAAAAAAAAAAUAAUAAUAAUAAUAUUCGUUUUAAUAAAUAAUUUAUUGUUCGUGUCCCGAAAACGUAAAACCGUGUUUUAUCGAUCGUAAGCGAUUUAUUGUUUUGUGUUGAUUUUAUAAUAUUAUUAUCCAUUUCGUUUUUGGUGCGAUCACAGAAAUACGCGCGAAAAUUACCAUGUGGAUUACCGUAGAUAUGCCGGAUACCCGAGAGACAAAGAAAAAUGAAUGAUGCAUUCGGAAGCAUUGGUUUGGUUAACGACGGGAAUUGGCGGUCCUCUGUCGAUAGUAUGGCUGUGCUGGGCUAUUCUGGUGCUGUGGUUUGGCCGCGGCCAGUGGAGACCGUCGGACCCGCUGUUAAUCGCGUUGCUCGGUGAGGCAAUCGCCAAACAGAUAGCUUCGACCGCCGGAUCUGCGCUGUCGCUGUUCAGACCGGAUGAACCAGCGUUGUGCAGCGCGGUCCAAUGGAUGUGGACGGCCGCGCACACCAUGCAGGCCGGCACGCUGGCGUCGUUGGCGUUAAUGGCCGGGCUAAGACGCAAGAAGAGCACCGUCACCGCCGGCGGCCGACCGCUGUUACUCUACCAUUUGGCCAGCCUGUCGGUAGUGAGCGCGUGCGUGGGAGCCGCCUCGCUGAUCGCGCAGUCCGAUCCGUGUGCUCCGCCCGCGGACAGGCGGUACGCCGUCUUUUCACUGGUGCUUCACGCGGCCCUUGCCGUCGUGGCCUUCGCGUCCGCAGCGUUCGGCUGUGCCGCUGGCCGCAAAAAAGGGCCUCCUAAUCCGUUGCUGGUCAGCUCUUCGUCCGACCUGUCAUCGUGCAUGUCCGACUUGUCGACCGUGUCAAGCUGCAGUCGCGGCGGUAUUCGGCACAGCGUCAGCGACUGUAGUGACCGAGCGCCUUACCGGAGCGAUUGCGCGCUAGUCCACGACCUCUUGCGCUUACCGACGUCUCCUGCCAACGGUGCUCCUCUUACGUUUCUGAACGGCGGCCCCAGGGCGCUGAUGCACCAAGACCCUCAUCAUCAGUUUCACCUCGUCCAUCAGGACGACACGCUCCGCCGACUGGACGAGUCUAAGCGGCUCAUCGACACCAACGCCAUCGCCGCCACCGGUACGCUCGACAGUUACGCAACGUCUACAAUGGGCCUGCCGCCUUACCGGUACGGUUCCCGGUAUUUGCCGUCCACAACGUCCGUGUCCGCUUCUUCUACAAACAGUCGUACGUGUCUGGCCAAGCGGGUGUCUCUGGUUCAGGACGUCCGCAUAGGCUAUGUGGUGGCUAUUUUGUUCUUGUGCUAUUUCGUCGACCACAUACCCGUAUUGAUGCUGAUGGCUCUCGAACAUUUCUUACCGUCCAAAUUCACGCUCUCCGUCGAAUACGAACCGGUGGUCAAAAACUUCCCCAUGUUGGCCGCUUUAGCCGAGGCUUGUCUUUGGCCGGUCGUUUUGCUGUUGUUCGACGAUCAAUUUGUGCCCAGACUGUCGAACCUGUACCGCAGGAGGAGCGCGUCGGACAUGGCUAAACCGCCCCAAGGUUUACACGGCAAGUUCCGGCCUUACAACGGUUCCCUACAAGAAGCCCGGAGGCCUCCGUCGUCCAACUGCAGCGGCGGCGGCGGCACGGCCGGCAACGGCGAGUCGACGGCCGCGGCACACCGGUUUCCCAUCACCAACGGAUCGCUGUUCGCCAGCCUGGACGGACGAGUUCCGGUUUUACACAACUACAGGCGAGGAGCUAGAGCUAUGAGCGGUCUAUUGGUAUCGUCUUCGCCGUCAAACGGCCAAAUGCCUUGUUCGCCUCCACAUUUCAUUCACACACAAAAUUCGACACAGCCACCUCCUUUGUGUUGUCCGGCCGGCGAAGACGAACACUUCCACCACCGUCACCACAACCACCUGAGGUUCGCUAACAUGGUAGUGGCCUCGGCGGCGGCCAUCGAUUCGAUGGAGUGCAAAGAAGACGGAGCCACACCGGCGGACAGCCUGGACGAGGUUCAGCAGCGGUUGCCCCAAAAUCUGCAGCAGCUCCGGGAAAAGUUGUACGCCGACGAGGACGAGGACGAAGACGCCUCGAUCCGGGCGGUCGAACAGGACGUCGAGGACGCCGGAGCCGUACCCGCGGGCCUGGACUCUUCGGACGAUGGUGAAGACGGCAAUCGGGACGACGUCGACGACGAGGACGAAUGCGAGUACGCUACUAUGUCGGCGCGCAGCGUGUGCUCGGCCACGACAGCGGCCAACGACGAUUUCGAAUAUUUCGCAGCAGCGGCCGGCGACCGGUCGUCGUCAAAAGCCGGCAAUCGCGCGGCUUACCAACGGGCGCCCACCAGACGCGGCAGACAUCAUCAUCACCAGCAGCAACAGCAGCAGCCGCAGCCGCCGCCGCCGCCGUCGCAUCACAGGCCCCAGAAACCGACGCCUUUGCCGCCCACCCCUCCGACGCCUCGCCGGCCCAGACCGCGGCUGACCGCUAUGCUGUCCGUCGACUCGCUGGUGACGGCCGCUGCGGCCGCCGACAAUGUCGCACAUCAGUCUGCGGUCGCCGCCGCUUACCGACAUCGCCAUAAUCAACAGCAACAUCAACGACACAGGGGCGCCAGGAGGAUGCGCGGCCACCACGGUGGUAGCGUGCCAGACUUGAAACGCGUCUUCGUCACAGACUUUCUUUGACCGAAUGGGGUAGGGAAAGGAGAACGGAAUCUUAGGACAGACACGGCUUAAGGGGAGAGCCGAGUUCUAUUAAAAAAAAUAAUUUACAUAUUUUUCCCCAUUUGUAAAUCGAGCGUUUGAAAAAACACAAAUUCACCUCUCCACCCAACCACUUCUUGAAAACCAGCAUAUAAGACGUCACAGUUAACAGAUCAUUAUACAGAUUGCCUUUACUCUGGGACAUGGUUCUGUUUAUUAUUAUUACCAUUGAUCAUGUGUGAGUAUUAUAAAGUACACUCGAUCGACGGUAAUAAUAUUGUGUACGUAUAGUUUUUACACGGUUUUCGGGAAAACACUUUUUUCGUUUUUCGACAGAAUCAGAAACUGCUGUUUUGUUUUUUUCUUAUAGGGGUUUUUUUCUUGACGCUGAAGUGUUUGUCUGGGUAGGUGUGCGUUUGUUCGGUCAUAUUCAUUUCCGUCGUCCGAUUAGUUCUGGGCUAAAACAACUACACAACUGUAUGUGUUCUAUAAGCGGUAUUCAUUUUUGUCACACCACAACAGUUAUAAUAUUAUGUAAAUUGCUAUUAUAAGAAACAAAAACUGUUUGCGUUGUAAAACGUAACGCCGUUAAUAUUAUUCUUUGGUUUCUUCCGAGAAGAUAUGAUUAUUAUUAUUAUUAUUAUUAUUAUAUUGUAAUACUGAAUAGUAUAGUAGAUAUAGUAUCAAUAUUUAUUGAACCGCAUUGCUAUUGCUUUAUUUUCUAUUGUCAGUCUUGGACUCGUUGUAGCCAAUCGUAACCGUUUUCCCGGGCGUUUGCAAAAUUUGAUUAUUAUUAUUAUUUUUUUUUUUUUCAAUUAGAUAUUAUCGCUUUAGUUUUUGUAUAUUUAUAAUAACAUAAUUUUGAGUUCAGAACAUAUUUUUAAUUAACAACACGCGGUGCCAAUUUAUCUUUAGCAUAGAGUACACGAACAUAUUGUACGUUUAUAAUUAUUAUUAAUAUUAUUUUAUUAUUAUUAUUUUGUAAAUAACGUUUGUUUUUGUUUGUUUUAUUAUUACACUAAUUGUGUGUAUUGUUUUUAAGUUACUGUAACGCGUAUAAUUAUUUAUAAAUUAUUAUGUUUAAAUUAUAUUAUAAUACAAACAAAAUAACUAUAUUAUUAUUAUU